Molecule: messenger RNA, 1428 nt
Organism: Mitosporidium daphniae
Lineage: Eukaryota; Fungi; Microsporidia
Product: precursor of peptidase S8 and S53 subtilisin kexin sedolisin
Exons: 2
Coding region: 1-1428 (475 amino acids)
Biological process (GO): proteolysis
Molecular function (GO): serine-type endopeptidase activity
Source: RefSeq, a predicted model, not a curated record
AUGCAAAGUUCCCCCAGGGCCAAAGGAACCUCUGGAAACACAUUCAUGCAGGCACUUGAGCGGCGUCUUGGAGUCGUGGCAGCGCAAGGUGCAUCUUCACCCCCAGUCCAUGUACAGCAGAAUGCUCCUUGGGGCCUGUCUCGUAUCUCUCAGCCAAAGCGGCCGCUUAACGAUCGUUGCUACGAAUAUGCCUCCACUGGAAACGGCGUCAAUAUAUAUAUCGUGGACUCUGGGGUGGACGUCAGGCAUCCAGAGUUUGAGGAUCGCGCUAAGAUUGUUUUUGUGGCGCCUGGGCUAAUGAGGCCUGACAAUAAAGCCCCGCCCCCGGAUUGCUCAGGCCAUGGCACAGAGGUGGCCUCUGUGGCUGCCGGUCGACUUAGCGGCGUCGCCAAACAUGCGCGGAUACUGGCAUUACAAGUACUCUCGUGCAAUGGUCAGGGUCGCAACUCAGAUCUGAUCGCGGCGCUGGAGUGGAUAGCUGCCAACUACGAACAUCCGGGGAUCGUCAACCUCUCGCUGGGUGGCCCGCGCUCAACCACGCUUGACAUGGUAGUUGAGGCUGUUAUUGCCCGCGGAAUCCCUGUCGUGGUUGCAGCAGGAAACGACGGAGCCAAUGCUUGCGAAUUCUCGCCCGCAAAUCUGCCCCUUUCUAUGACGGUGGGCGCAUCUACACAAACAGACGAGCGCGCAGAAUUUUCAAAUUACGGAAAAUGUGUCAAAAUCUUUGCACCGGGAUAUCGAAUUCAAGUAGCCAAGGCUAGAAUCGAACAUGCAGAUGGUGCUAGCUCACAUGGUGGAAUUUCUACCAGUGCAAGCGCCUCCCCUUAUGUACUUGCUAUGACGGAAUCAGACUUCCGGAGCAAGUGGGGCAGAUUUGACGAUGACAAAGAUGGCAAUAGUGAUGGAGAAUUCGACGAGCGAAACAGCGGCGACUUUGUACUUUCCUCUGGCACAUCUCUAGCAGCGCCCGCAGUGGCCGGUGUUGCUGCUCUUAUCAUGGAGCGGCAUCCAGAAAUUCCGAUUCCCAGGCUCUGGUCCCUAGUUCGCGCUAUCUCUCAAAAAGAUUCCAUUCACGCCUCGACUCUCAAAGGUUCGCCCAAUCUGCUGCUACAGUCUCCGCCCGGCAUCAAUGUUGAUCUUCUUGCACUUGACGAUAGUGCAAAUGGCUGGGAUGGAUUCCGGAUUGGAAAUGGAGACUCCACACAUGGCGCUAAUUCCCUUAGUAGCCUUUCCCCUUUUACAUGGUCGUGGAUCUUGAUCUCAGGACUGAUGAUUUUGGGCCUUUUUGGCAUGUUUGGAAUUCUUGCUGGGGCUCGAAUUAUUAAGAGCAAAAAGGAGGUAAUCACGCGAGGCCGCUCCCAUUACAGAGACGACCCGUGGAUAACGUCCUCUGCUCCAUCCAGAGGCCGCGCCCUAGCUGUAUAUUAA